GUUCACACACAGCUCCGGGACUUAGUUCCCCGUCUCCCCCAGAACAUCUAUUCAGUUCCUUGGGUGCUCUGUGUGGCACCGGGACCCCUGGCUCGCUGCAUGGCAUCUGCUGGGACAUGCUGAAUCCUUAAGAUCCCUGCCUGGGGUGUGCCCAUGGCGACACGGUGGCGGCUCUGUGUGUGCAGCCUGGGGAUCCUCCUCCUGGUGCCGUGUUCUCUAUCUGAGGAGUUCUCCCUGGCUGGCUCCCUGCACCCUGUGGUGGAGGUAGUUGGCCAGGAUGUGGUGUUACCCUGCCAGCUCUCACCCCAAGCUGGGCUGCCCAGCAUGGACGUGCAGUGGAGGAAAGCUGGGCCAGGAUUUAUUCUGGUCCAUGAGUACAUGCAUGAGGGUACCCAGGACCUGCCGGGGGAGGGUUACCAGACCCGGACGGAGCUGUUCCUGCAGGAUUUCAGCAGCGGGAACGUCUCACUGAAGCUGAAACGGGUCCAAGUGGCAGACACUGGGACAUACCAUUGCUUUGUAAGGAACCCACAGUGGACCCUGGAAGCCACUACUGAGUUACAGGUUGCAGCUGUGGCUCCAGUGUUCAUUGACGUGCUGGGCCCCCGGGGUCAGGGGAUCGGGCUGGCCUGUAGAUCUGCAGGCUGGUUCCCCAAACCUGAACUCCAGUGGGUUGGAAAGAACUGGCAGAACCUGGCAAUGGAGAUUGUGACCAACAUGACUCAGAAUGUGGAGAACCUGUAUAGUGUUGUGAGUCACGUCACUGUCACAGAAGGGGAAGACAAUGGAGACAUCAGCUGCAUAGUGCAGAAUGGCCUGCUGGAGACCGAGAGACAAUCGGCCAUUCACCUCUCAGGUGACGUCUUCCCCCAUGUGUCUCCCUGGCUGGCUGCAUUCUGGGUGUUGUUCACUCUGGUUCUCAUUGCUGCUGGAGCUUGUGCAUAUGCUGGAUACACAGCAAAGCAAAAGGCCUCUCAGAAGAAACGCUCUAAAGAGGAGUCUCUGUUAAAUCUGGCGAAUGAGAAGAAGACCCGGGAAGCAGAAUGCCAGGAGCUGCAUGAGACGCUUGAUGCUGAGAGGAAGGCCUUUGAAUCAGAGCGCCAGGAGCUGCGUAAGACGAUUGCAUCUAAGGAAAAGAAGAUCAAGGAACUGGAAGAAGAGCGCCAGGAGCUGCGUAAGACGAUUGCAUCUCAGAAGAAGGGUUGGUUCGGUUAGUGUCCCUGCAGGAGCUCCACUCCAGGCAGGGCGGUCACAGUGCUAGGUAAGAGAACGUGUUUUCGUGUCACAUUUCAAAUCACUUGGUCUCUUUCUAUUUGCCAAUGACCCUCUCCCAGAACAGCACCUCCCGUGGGAGCAAGUUCCCUGUGUUUGCUGUGCCCCUGACCAUGUUUGUGUCUCUUCCCUACCAGAUUUCAGGAGGGCUCGGAGCUACAUGGGUGAGUGGGGCUGCAAGGGGCUGAGCAGAUGCUGCACUGGGGUUAGUGGUGUUGGCAUUAUGUAGCUGAGCUGUCAGAGGUGUGGGGUCCCCGUGGGGCAGCCAGGGCAGGGCAGGGCAGGGCUGGCUGCAGAGCCAUGAGGCUGGAUGUUCCGAAUGGUCCUGAACAUGCUGCCCUGAGCUGUAAAUCUCACCUCCGGGCAGUUCCCUUGCAAUCCCCCCUCCAGCUAGUCCUGACACCCCACCACAUCUCCAUUGGCCCUUCAGCGAUGAUCCAUCCCUACACGAUCAGCUCCCCCAACAGCCCCACUCAGCCCUCCCUCCACAGCCUGCAGAGUCUUCACUCCCUGGGCAUCUUCCAUGGACUCCCAGAGCCCUAGUGCCUCUCAGGGACUGAUCCUGUGCAGGGGGGGCGUGAGAGGAAGCAAGGAGCCCAAUCCCCAUUCCAGCUCCCCCCACCUCCCCACCAGCUCAGUGACUUGGCCCAGGCUAGGGGUGCCAGUCCCACUAGUCACCCCCAACUUAAUACUCUGUUCUUCACUCUCGCUAUGUUGGCUGGAAUCUCUCCUGUUGGAUCAUGGGGUCCAUGAUGGGCCCGUGGCUAAUGGGAAUAUUUUGGAUUUUCUCCCCAGUCUGCAUCACCCUGGAGCCAAUUUGGAAACACCCUGAAAUCACCGUCUCUGGAGAUGGCAGAAGAGUCCAACAUGACCCCCAAUCUCCAUGACCGGAUGGCCUAUCUGGAGCC
Mauremys mutica (yellowpond turtle) is the source of this 2180-nucleotide messenger RNA. RefSeq names its product butyrophilin subfamily 3 member A2-like. The transcript has 14 exons. The record is from RefSeq and is a predicted model, not a curated record. Lineage: Eukaryota; Metazoa; Chordata; Testudines; Geoemydidae. Bases 154 to 1215 code for a protein of 353 amino acids.